This is a messenger RNA of Pseudomassariella vexata, 2298 nucleotides long. RefSeq lists its product as uncharacterized. Gene Ontology annotation, molecular function: poly(A) RNA polymerase activity; mRNA binding. Lineage: Eukaryota; Fungi; Ascomycota; Sordariomycetes; Amphisphaeriales; Pseudomassariaceae. Bases 1 to 2298 code for a protein of 765 amino acids. The transcript is spliced from 3 exons. Gene Ontology annotation, biological process: RNA 3'-end processing. The record is from RefSeq and is a predicted model, not a curated record. Gene Ontology annotation, cellular component: nucleolus; TRAMP complex.
AUGUCGCGUUAUAGGCCGUCAGGCGGCCAACAGCCGCGAAACGGCAAUGGAUAUCCAAGCUACGACUCGUACCAGUCGUAUGGACCUCCGCCGCCGUCACCCCAGCAGUGGAACGAUGGUCGCAAUAGCGAUCGCUACCUUCCAGAGCAGCGCGGUGAUCACGGCUUUCGUGGACCCUUCUCUGACUUGCGUAGACAACAAACCCAAGACUAUGGUCGCCGCGAUAACCGUGAUCAGCGCGACGACAUUCGUCCUCCCCAGGGUGACUUCAACUUCCGCGUAGAGCGUCCCGCCGGAGUUGAAGGUAGCUACGAGUCCUACAGGCCAUCUGGUCGAGGCGAUCGUGGAGAUCGAUUUGACUCGUACCGACCCCAACAGCCACCGCACGGCAACGCUGGUCGCCAUAAUAGAGGUGGUUACCAAGGCUCGAACCCGCGUCGCGGUGGAGCGCGUGCACCUUACCGUCCUCCCAAGGCUGCCGACCGUGCCAUCUUGCACCAGAAGCAUGAUGAAGAGGCAGAAGUGAUGCUAGGGGACAGGACAGGAAAAGCCAGAUAUCGCGACGUUGAUGACCUCUCAGAUGAUGCCGAUGCUGCUAUGGACAUUAGUGGUGCCGAUUCAGCAUCAGACACUGCAGAGCCCGCAAACAAGCGUGUGCGUCUGACAUCCAACACAUCCAACCUUGAUCAGCCGCCAAAGUGGUCAAAUCCAGACCCGUACACUGCACUUCCUCCGCCUGAUGAGACGACGCGUAAAAAGGUGGACGUCGUGCAGCUUAUUCGCAAAGCGCGAGUCGAGCCAGAAUCCAAGACUUCUGCUUCAAAGGAAGCUGCGGAUUUUAUUUCUUGCGAUUUUUCUGACGAAGAAAGCCACAUUCCUAAACACCAGGCAAGCAACAGCCUUGCUGUUUCUAACGCACCCACAGGACCCCGGGCUGGUUUAUCCGCUCUUCCGCCACGUCCAGCUUUGUCUCAUCAGAGCAAAAUCAACACGCCCCUUGAUGGCCCCAAAUCUAACACCACCCAGGUUCACGAUCUCAAUUCUUCAUCAUCCAAGUUUCCGCCCGUGAAGAAGUCCGUCGACCUGACACCUUCCACUUCCCUCGGCAACCGAAAGCGCACCCACGACGAUCAGAUCAAACUUCCGCAUGCGCUGCUUCCAAAAGUCAACAAGAUGCCUGUUGGCGGUGCCAUCGUGCCUAUCUGGCGACCUCGGAAGGAUGAGGACCCCUGUCCAUGGGCUGAAAAUGACCACUCUGAAGAUCCUAUUCCCGCUGUCCGGUUGCACAAAGAACUCAUUGACUUUCAUGAGUAUGUUCGACCUCGUGACUUUGAGCAUCGAAUGCGCCAAGAGAUGGUUGACAAUCUUAACGCCCUUGUCAAACGCAAAUGGUCUGAUGCUACUGUUCUCGCCUUUGGCUCGUUCAUGUCUGACCUGUACCUGCCAACUGCUGAUAUGGAUCUCGUGAUUUGUUCCAGGCGAUUCCUCAAUGGAGGAAAGCCGGUGUUUGCAACUAAGAACCAUAUCUUCGCCUUGCGAUCGUUCCUUCAAGGCUUCAAAGUAGCGUGGGAGAACCAGUUUGAAUGCAUCACAGGUGCCAAAGUUCCCUUGCUGAAGUAUUGUGACUUAGGCACCGGGCUCAAGGUUGACAUCUCUUUUGAGAACACCGAUGGCGUGAGAGCCAUACAGACAUUCCUGAAGUGGAAGGAAAUGUACCCAGCAAUGCCAAUUCUGGUUUCUGUCAUCAAGCACUUUCUCUGCAUGCGAGGGAUGAACGAACCUGUUAAUGGUGGCAUUGGCGGAUUCUCAGUCAUCUGCUUGGUAGUUAACUUGCUCAAUCAACUGCCAGAAGUGCAAAGCCGAACUAUGGUACCCGAACACCACCUGGGUCAAAUCCUGCUCCAGUUCUUCCACUACUACGGCAAGGAGUUUAGGUAUGAGACGGUCGCCAUACGCAUGGAGCCUCCUGGUCAAGUCAAUAAGAACGACGUCGACAGUCUUGUAUACAAGAACAUGGAUCGCCUGUCCAUCAUUGACCCCAAUAAUCCCCGGAACGAUAUCUCUGGUGGCUCGAAGAACUUCCCCAGCAUCAGUGACAACUUCUCCAAGGCUUACGACACUCUGCAGCAAAGGAUGAGCGAGCUCUCUCGCACGGAGAGGAAGGUCCACGGAUAUAACACAAUCCUUGCCACUCUCUUCGCCGGGGAUUACUCCACCUUCCGAACCCAACGAGAAUACCUCCGGUCGCUUGACAGAGGCGCUGGGCUUCCCAGUCUGAGCCAUAAGGGAUCUUACUAG